Rhinocladiella mackenziei CBS 650.93 is the source of this 792-nucleotide messenger RNA. RefSeq lists its product as uncharacterized. The transcript has a single exon. NCBI's taxonomy places the organism in Eukaryota, Fungi, Ascomycota, Eurotiomycetes, Chaetothyriales, Herpotrichiellaceae. The coding region runs from base 1 to 792 and encodes 263 amino acids. Gene Ontology annotation, molecular function: oxidoreductase activity. The record is from RefSeq and is a predicted model, not a curated record.
AUGGCGACAGAGCUUCCUAAACUUUCCGAAACGCCUUUCUCGGGCAAGGUGGUGACAAUCACAGGGGCAGCUUCCGGCAUCGGCCUGGCGACGUCGUUGCUGCUCUACGAGCGCGGAGCGACCAUAGCAGUGUCUGACGUCAACUCGAAGGCGUUGGCAGAGCUCGAACAAAGACUUGGAACCCUACCCGCCCGAGAUAGGGGCCAGCGGUAUAAGACUACACCGGUGGAUGUCAGUGACGCUGUCGCCGUGAGCGCCUGGAUUGAGGAGACGGUGAACACGUUCGGCCGACUGGACCUGUGUGCCAACAUUGCAGGCGCGGGUGAAACCGUCUGUAACCUGGAGGAGAAGAGCAGUCAAGACUUCGAUUUUGCCGUCAACGUCAAUCUUCGCGGAGUCUUCAACUGCAUGCGGGCUCAGCUGCCCCAUCUCCAACGGGGCAGUGCUGUGGUGAAUGUCAGUUCCGGCUCUGGGGUCAAUGGAACCCCCGGCCACAGUCUCUACUCUGCGGCCAAGGGCGGGGUCAACACAAUGACCAGUGCGGCGGCCAAAGAGUAUGGGCCCAAAGGUAUUCGCAUCAAUUGUGUGGCGCCAGGUGUGACCCUGACUCCCGCCAUGUUGACUGUCGGUCGAGUCUUCCUGGAACCCUCGGUGGCCGCGACGCCGCUGAGACGAGGUUCUGAGCCCGUGGAGCAGGCUCAAGCCAUCUCAUUCCUCCUGAGUGACGAGGCCAGCUUCAUCACGGGGGUGAUUUUGCGAUGCGAUGGCGGGUUCGCCGCCACGGGGCAUUAG